Oryzias melastigma (Indian medaka) is the source of this 2584-nucleotide messenger RNA. RefSeq names its product solute carrier family 25 member 44a (gene slc25a44a). Gene Ontology annotation, biological process: transmembrane transport; branched-chain amino acid catabolic process. The record is from RefSeq and is a predicted model, not a curated record. NCBI's taxonomy places the organism in Eukaryota, Metazoa, Chordata, Actinopteri, Beloniformes, Adrianichthyidae. The transcript is spliced from 4 exons. Gene Ontology annotation, cellular component: mitochondrion. The coding region runs from base 290 to 1378 and encodes 362 amino acids. Gene Ontology annotation, molecular function: branched-chain amino acid transmembrane transporter activity.
UUUAUAUUCCAGAUGUUUUUGCAGGGGAAUAUUACAAACGCUGCAGAGAAAUAGGGUCUCGUAUCGUGACCUUUAACCUUUUCCUGACGUUUGCUCGCAGCAGUAAUGGACGGCAGACAUAACCGUCCUCGCAGCAGAACCGAGUAGCAGUCCGCGUGUAUUUGAGAAAAAAGACUAUUUUUUAGCGUUUCGGAAAUGCCACGGUGGUUUUUCUGAUCUUCAAGGUGAGAUGGUGGAGGUGGAUGGUUGACGACAGCUGGGCUGCAGCGCUGCCCUCUCAGUCUCCACCAUGCUGCAGAAAGGUCCCAUCCAGAUCAUCGAGUGGGAGGACCUGGACAAGAGGAAGUUCUACUCCCUGGGCGUGUUCAUGACCUUCACCUCCAGGGCCACGGCCUACCCAGCCAGCCUGAUCCGCACCCGCCUGCAGGUGCAGAAGGGGAAGGCCGUGUACGCCGGCACUUUUGAUGCCUUCUUUAAGAUCCUGCGAGCGGAGGGCGUCCGCGGCCUCUACCGCGGCUUCAUGGUCAACUCCUUCACCCUGGUGUCCGGACAGGCGUACGUCACCACCUACGAACUGGUGCGCAAGUUCGUGUCCCAUUACUCGCCCAGCAACACUGUGAAGUCCCUGGUGGCGGGGGGCGCCGCGUCCCUGGUGGCCCAGACCAUCACCGUGCCGAUCGACGUGGUCUCCCAGCACCUGAUGAUGCAAGGCUGCCACAGCGUGUCGCAGCUGUCCCGCUUCAAGGUCAAACCCAAAAUGGUGCUCGCCGCUGCCAAGAGCAAGCCAACUUUUGGGCAGGCGUGGGACCUGACGGUGCAGAUCUUUGCAGCCGAUGGGCUGAGGGGGUUCUACCGGGGCUAUGUGGCAUCGCUGCUCACCUACAUCCCCAGCAGCGCCCUCUGGUGGCCGUUCUAUCACUUUUAUGCAGCUGACUUUGUUAGCGCCGAGCGAGUGGCCUCACCUGCUCCUGCAGGCUCUGGCCGGACCAAUGGCAGGGGCGACCGCCUACACCAUCACCAAUCCUCUGGAUGUUAUCCGUGCUCGAGUACAGGUGGAGGGACGAUCGUCCAUCAUAGAAACAUUCAAGCAGCUGCUGGCGGAGGAGGGCGCCGGGAUCAUGACCAAGGGGCUGUCCGCCCGCAUCAUCUCCUCCCUCCCCACGUCGGUGCUCCUGGUGGUUGGGUACGAGACGCUGAAGAAGCUGAGCCUGCGCGACGAGCUGAUCGAGUCCAGACAUUGGUGAAAGUCCGAGAGAGGGACCAGGACUCCGCCUCUCAGCAGGCUCCACCCCCACAUCCGUGUGUGGAUCUGCGUCGGUACAUUUUAGAGGUGCUGCUCCAUCGCUCCACUGGAACUUCACAAAGACCCACAUUUUGAGUGUAGGAAGCCGUUCUGGAGGUCCCAGCAGCACGGUGACAGUCCAGUCGCUGUCCAAGACUAUUCAGGUUUUAAAUGUUUGUGUGUUUUUUGGAUGAACCUCAGUAGGAAGGCCUGAUUUAAGCUGUUCUGUGAGUCAAAUGAGAGACAGUUCCAUUUUUUUAGAUUAUUAGCAGACAAAACUUCCUUUUUUUGUCCUCAGAGAUCCUCUGAAAGAGUGAGGAAGAGCGUGAUGUCUGACUGCAUUCCUUUGAAAAGACUGGUGUUGAGAUGUUAAAGAAAUAAUCCCUUCUAAGACUUUUAAAUGCUGAAAUUUGAGCUGUUUUUCUGCCACCACAAAUCCACCGUCUAAAUCGUGCACCUGGCUGGGUUCUUUUUUAGUCUGUGGAGUCCGUUUUCUCUGAUCUCACUGAACGUGGAGCAAUAAGACCUCAAAGAAAAAUAGAUGAAGAUUUACUACUGUUAUAGGAAUUUAAUGAAUGAUUUUUUGGAAUUAUAUUAAGCAAAUCAGACCUGUAACUGCAGGGUUUUGAUAUAGAUUCAUUGAUGUCAAUAGUUCAGGUAAAGUUAAAGGUGAGCCACAGGUCUGAGCCCACUGAGGUGUCAACCGUUCUCUGUAACCACUUCAAAAUGUCCUGCUGCUCCCAAAUAAUUUCAAUCAGGCAGACCUGACAUUUCCUGACCUUUGGGUCCUCAGGUGUUUGGAGAGAUCUAUUUUUUCCCAAAAGAUGUUCAGGAAUUAAACAAGCAGGUACCUUAUUUUGAAAACAGUCAUUUACAAAGUAUUCAAUUAAAAAUAUAAUAUGUAUUUUUAGGUAGAAGAUGGCAAAUAUUUAAUAUUUUAAGCCAAUAUUUUGCUGCACAAUGAUUGUGCACAUUUUAUAUAUCGUCAGGCUGAAUUAUAAUCAAAUCUGCUGCCAUGUGGAAAUAUUCAGUUAGAAGGCAAAGAGGGAAACAAAGACAUGACCUCAGCUAUUUCAUAUGUGGUACAUUAAGGGAAACACUGCCUUCAUGCUCAGACACCGACCAGCCUUUUUAAUGAGCCCUCACUUCAGAUUUUAACUUCCUUUAAAGGGCCUUUCAUGACAUACAAUCAAUAAAAAACUUAUUUUUAAUAAAAAAAACUGUCUUUUUAAGUAUUUUAGAAAUAUGAGAACCUUUGUAUAUUUGAAAGAGAGAAAUAAAGGGAAACGUGUCAGAAUUGUC